Geodia barretti is the source of this 615-nucleotide messenger RNA. The record is from the annotation of a GenBank genome assembly. NCBI's taxonomy places the organism in Eukaryota, Metazoa, Porifera, Demospongiae, Tetractinellida, Geodiidae.
UUCCCUACCAAUGAUUGCCUUCCUAACGUCCCAGCCAAUUACAGAGUGUGUUAUCUAACAGAUGUAAGAGAUUGCACGGAUGCUGACGACAAUCUGUACUACGGAUGCUACCUCCGUGUGGGCGGCCAGAGAGUAGGAUACAAGCUAGCCCCUCUGCCAAUGACUGGAGGCGAGAACAAUGAGAGCCGACAAGUCUUCUUCGACUCCGUCCACAGUAUGACCGCUACCAACGCGGUCUGUUUCUACAACGUAUCCGUGACAGACACGAGCACGCGUAACUGCUCGGGCGUCGUUCUGGAGAGCGCUUACGGAGUCGGAAGCGGUAGUGAUUCCGCGGACGAAUCGUCGGAGGAUCGCGCUCCGUGCAAGAGUUACGUGAGGGUUUAUUACAGCACGGAGUAUAGUGGACAGCAGGAAAGACUCGUCUGUCUGACGGACUUGCCUGGGUUCUACACCACCGUUCCCGGCGCCACUUCCCUCUUUAUCGUUUAUUGGACCAAUAACGACGUUAACAAUAGGGGCACCUCGUUUAGCAUGCGAGUACGCUGCAUAGAAGACUGAUCACAUUAUCAUCAUCAAUUUAUAUCGCCUAUAGAUUAUAUAUACAUAUUAGCU